Molecule: messenger RNA, 3840 nt
Organism: Culicoides brevitarsis
Lineage: Eukaryota; Metazoa; Arthropoda; Insecta; Diptera; Ceratopogonidae
Exons: 4
Coding region: 432-3572 (1046 amino acids)
Source: RefSeq, a predicted model, not a curated record
ACGUCUUUGGUUCAUUUUUGAUUUUUUUGCAAAAGAUUUCGGUGACUCACGUAUUUUUCGAGAUCAAAAGAAAUUUCGGAUCGCGAACUUCACGCAGGCAGCUCUCGAUAUGUUUUUGAUGGUUAUACAACAACUUGCACGAAAAAAUAAAUAAAUAUUAUUAUUAUUUAAAAUUUAUCUGAAAAUCCCACACAUUUAAUGUUCGAACGGUUGUUUGGCGACGUCAUCGCAGCAGCAACAGUCUCGGGCGAAAAGUGCCAAGUAACGAGCCGUCGUUAGACAAAAAUCCACGAAAAAAAAGACAGAUUUUAAUUAUUUCACGACUUGUGUGAAAUUUUAAUUGUUUGUGCAUCAACGAGCUUCAAGGAUUCACCUUCGCUUCUCCCAAAAAAUAAAUUAAUAAAAAAAAAUUAAAUUAAAAAAAUUACGUAAUGGAUACCGUAUUGUCCGUUUUAGUGACAACAAUUAGUGCGAUGGACAUCAUCGAGGUGCUUGCCUACUUUGCGCAACACUUGCGCGGCGAUACUUUACAAAAACCCGAGGGUCCCGCGACGCUGGAGACGCUAAAGACAAAUAUCCGGGAUACGAUUGCCGUGACGCCCGUGCCUGAGAACUCGUUACUCACAUGCGCACAAGAUGGCACGCUGUACAAAGAUCAGUAUCGCGUCGACACAGACAUCGAUGCAGCGAAAUUGGAUGAGAUCGAUCGGCGCGUCGAUGAUUUGGCGAAACGAGUUAAAAAUAGGGAGAGUGAUGAUAGCGGUAGUAAUGAGAAAGACAACAACAAUAACGAAGCUAAGGGAAAUAUUGAGAAAAAUGAAAUAAUUGACGAACGAACGAGCGACCCAAAUAACAAUAAUUUGCUUACCUGCGACGAUUUCGAUAAAAAUAACAAUGUCAACGCCGUAGUUGACGAAAAUUCCGCAAAAAAUACCGAAAAGGAAUUCUUGGCAGGUUUGACAACACCGAAAAUUGACGUACAAGAAAGUAGUCAAGUGUUGAUUGAGACAGAGAAACAUGCGGCGAUACACGAUGCGACGACGUCAUUAGACAGCUGUUAUGAAUCAUUACAAUCGGCAGUUGUAGCUCCCGCCCAAACUGUAGCUCCUUCAGUAAUUGACAGUAGUCGUCUUCGUCCUCUCACACGCGAAGAUGAAUUCCGUCAAACCAUUAAAAAACGAUCUUCUGUUAGUUCAACUUCAUCUCACGAAUCCCGCAUUGAAGAACUUCAAGUCUUGUCUAACCUCGAAAACGAAGAACAACAAAAAAUCGAUGAAUAUAUGCCAAUUAUUUAUCCCGGGUCGCCUCUCAUUGAUGUUCUUGCGGAUUGCAUGGAGCCCGAUAAUGAUCCCGAACUCGAAACAAUCAUCGAAGUUCAUAGCAGUUCGCCAGAUGAGCCUCAAAAUGAUGAGGAAACACAAGCAGCUGCCGCUAAACGUUACAGCUUGGAUAAAUCCCCAGUGCCCAAUAUCGGUGUCGAGAUGAAUUUGCCAUGGGGCGAUUUGAAACAAGAUAAUAAAGCGCGGGAAAUGUUGACACUUGCGAAAUCGGCGUCAAUUGAGGAAGUCGAGCAAGAAGAUGCGGCGAAAGAAACGCAAAAAUGGGUUGAAAACUUGGAAACGGAGGUAAUUAAGGAAGAUGACGAGGAAAAAAGUGAAGUUGAGGAACCAGUAUUGACAGUUGUUCGCAAGAGAUCUCUCAAAACGGGGCUGGAAUUGGCAGAAGAGACGACUGUAACGCGGGAGAGCAAUGAAACGCCCGAGCCGGUGAUUAUUCAGAAGAAAAUUAACCUGAUUGGACUCAAACCGAAAAGUACUGAUGCCAAUAAUAAUGAGGAAUCAGUCACUAACAAAAAUAUCCCUGAAGAACGUGUAAAAGAUCCAAAACAUGACGAUCACACUUCAUCUGAACCUCCCACAGCACGGAGACGAGAUGCAAGACUCGAAGUUGAUGUAGACAAUCAAUACAUGGACGACCCAAAAAUCCAAGAAAUGGCGAAUUACGUGAAAAAAUUGACAAAUUCUGAAAUGACUUCCAUUAGUGAAGACGUAGAUGAAGAAUAUUAUUGGAAGCCAAACAAACCGAGACGUUCUUCUGAAGCUGUUGCCACAAAAACGCAAGAUUUCCUCCGAAAUGAAGCUGCAACGAUGGAAUAUCAGGAGCAUUGGAACGAAAAUCACUUGAAAAUGGAUGAAGAUGUCUUAAAUAAACGUGGAAGUAUUUCGCCUCAUUCACCUCGAAAAUCGCGAUCGCAUUCAAUUGCCUUUGAAAGUUCGAAAUUUGCUGGGCAUCGACGUGAUUCGCUCGCGGAAAUGUUAAUUAUACCAAAAACAGUGAAAGAAACUUGCGAAUCUUCGGAUCAUUUAUUGCAACAACUUGAAAAUGAAGCUCUCGAGUAUCAACUUUUAUGGGGAAUUGAUGUUCCAAAGUUGAAAGAACAACGUAGAAAUCGUUCUCAGAGUAUUUCAGUAGCGCAAUUGCAACGAAGACGUGAUACAGAAACAGGUGAAACGGAAAGAAGACGAGAUUCAAUAGCGGAAAUGUUAAUUGUACCUCGAAGUGCUCCUCGAAAUUCAAUCGACGAAGGAGUUUUGUUGCAAUUAGAGAACGAAGCACUCGCUUAUCAGUACGCAUGGAACCUAAAUCCGGAAGAAGUUGGUAAUCGACGUUCUAAAAAUCGAAGUAUGUCAAUUUCCAUGGGAAUUUUAUCACGUAAAAAAUCUCGCGCAGGUCGAGGAAGCAUAUCACGACGUCGUCAAUCUCUCGCAGAAACCUUUGUUGUCCCGAAAGAUCAUGCUGGAAUGGUAGUUGAUGAUCCUCAUCUCUUAUCGAUGCUUGAAAAUGAAGCUUAUGCCUAUCAACAAGCGUUUAAAAUACAAGAUUCAGACCUAAUCGAACAAUUUGACGAAGAGGAAGAAGAUGAAGCCGAGAAAAAUCCCGAUUACAAAGAAUGGUUUCAACGAUUUGACGAUCAGACAACUUCUCACAUUGAAACUUCCGACUUUACAGACGAUGAAGAUGCUGAAGUUGCUAAUCUUCUUGACAAAAAUGGAGAUCCUCAAAUACAAAAUCACAUUUUCUAUUCUUUUCCUAAAGGAAAAACGCCUCCAAGUAAAUCCGCGACGCCAGAUACCGUGAAAAGAGCUCCAAGUCGUCCAACCACGCCUGCUGACUAUGAAAAUUACAUGCACAAGUUUCCGGAUCAGUUGUCGCCUGAAAUUGAAAUGAACGAUGGAAGGAAGUCACCUGCUUCGUUAGAGACUUAUAUCGCUCAGAACAGAUUAUCGCCAAUACCGUCGCCUCGAGCGAUUACGCCAGAACCGACACUUGCUCCUCCUUCGAUGGAAACGUAUUUGGAACGAAUGAAAAGCGCAUCGCCGCAACCUGAAACGAUUCCCAGCAUUGAAAUUGAAGCAGCGACACCUGUGAUACAUCCAACGACGACCACGACGACAAUUCGUGAAGAAACUGCUCCGCGUUCCUUGACACCAUUAAGAACGAUGGAACAUCCUCCUUCGCUCGAAACGUAUCUGGCAAAAAUGCGAAGUCAAUCUGAAGAAACGGAAUAUUAGUUAAUUUAUUUUUUGACAUUUCCCAUAUUGAAACAAAAAAGACAAAAAUACUUCCCGUUCCGUCCCGCAAAGAAAAAAAAAACUUAAAAGACGAAAAAUAAAAAAAAAAUAUUUUAAAUUUUGAUUGAUGUUUAGAGUGUUUGCUUAAUAAACUCUGCUUAGAUUUAAAUGGAGCAAUGCAUCGUUAACCAUCUUUUUUUUGCUUUAUUUUGCUAAUUUCUGCACUUGCCAGCGAUUCAUCGAAUUUUUUCAAUAUUUAAUGCAAUUU